AUGCUACUAGACACUGAAACGCGCUACAGCAUGAUGGAAAAAUUGGUCCUCGCACUAAUUAUGGCAAAGAAGAAGCUACGACAAUAUUUUGAAGGUCAUACCAUCAUUGUAUACACAGACUACCCACUGAAGCAGGUCUUGAACAAACUCGAUCUCUCUGGUAGAUUAUCCAAAUGGGCAAUUGAACUCGAGACAUAUGAUAUACGGUUCUUGCCGCAAAAAUCAAAGAAAGGCCAAGUCCUAGCUGAUUUCCUAGUUGAGAUACAAUCUUUUACCCCAGAUACCUUACCUGAACUACUGGAAUCAGAAGCUGAAUGGAUGUGGACAAUGCACACAGACGGAGCCUCCAAUUCUCAAGGAGCUGGAAUCAAUGUCGUAUUGGAGGCACCCUCUGGAUUGAGAAUUGAGGAAGCCAUACGGUUGGAAAAAUUUGCAACAAAUAACAAGGCCGAGUAUGAGACUCUGAUUUAUGGUUUAGAAUUAGCACGAGACAUGGGCAUCAGACGGUUAAAAGUUAGAGGAGAUUCAAAACUAAUGAUAGAGCAAGUGGUCGAAGCUAAAAGAUUAUUAGAGGAGAUCCAUGAAGGAGCAUGUGGGAACCACAUAGGGGGACGAAGCUUGGCGCAAAAAGCACUCACAGCAAGGUACUACUGGCCAUACAUGAUGACAGAAGCGCGCGACUAUGCAAAGAAGUGUGACAAAUGCCAGAGAUUUGCACCCACCAUCCAUCAACCCGCUAAAGUUCUACACUCCACCAUCGCACCUUGGCCUUUUGCAAAGUGGGGGAUGGAAGUAGUGGGGGAACUGCCCAGAGCUACUGGAGGAAAGCGGUACGCUUUGUUAGCCACCAAUUACUUCACUAAAUGGGUUGUAGCAGAGGCGUACGUCACGGUGAGCAAAACAGACACCAUAGCUUCAUAUGGAAGCACAUCAUCUGCCAAUUUGGGAUACUAUGGGAAAUAG
Molecule: messenger RNA, 963 nt
Organism: Humulus lupulus (European hop)
Lineage: Eukaryota; Viridiplantae; Streptophyta; Magnoliopsida; Rosales; Cannabaceae
Exons: 2
Coding region: 1-963 (320 amino acids)
Molecular function (GO): RNA-DNA hybrid ribonuclease activity; nucleic acid binding
Source: RefSeq, a predicted model, not a curated record